CAAAAUUAUUUUGAUUUACGCUUACACUCCUCUGCAACUGCGUUUUUGGAUUUCUUUCCGCCAUGGAAGAUCAAGAUGCCCUGGAGAAUGUUUUCCGAUCAUUCCCCACUUUGGUCUCUUUUUCAUCCCCUGUUCAUACGCCUUCACAGCGCCGUCUGUCCAGCAGCUUCACUCAUCCCAGGCCGCCGGUUCCUGCUGCUCGACGGUUAGCUUGGGUUUCUCUUCAAGGGCGACUCGUUAACGCCGAACAAGCCAGCUCGGUUCGAUCUAUUAGAGGCAGCUUCGGCCCUGACGAAGCCAUCGCUUGGCAGUUGUUCAGCCCCAUUGAGCGGUUUCUUAUAGUUGCAGUGAUUGGCGUUGCGGUUUCCGAGUCCAAGAAGAAUCAUCAGAUCGGCCAGCUUCAAAGAGCUGUCGAACUUAGGGAUCAAGUGCUCCUAAGCAUGCAGCAGAAGCUUGAUGAUCUAUGUGAUCAAGUCAUUCCCAUUAAGGAUCAUUGUAGAACUGAGAAUGACAUGGGUUCGAGAAAGAAUGUCGAUUUGGCUGAUUCUGGGGCCUUUGGCGAUGACAAAAUUAAGUUUGUUGAUUGUGGCUGUUGGAUUUGUGAUCAGCAUCACCAUUUGUUCAGUGGUUUGGAGCAGUGUAACACCGCGACAAAGCCCUCUUGCGGGGCAGAGAUGUUGCAAUACAAAAUGCCACUCAUGAACGAAGCAGAGCAAGAGGAGCGUCGCAUGUCUGAUUUGUCAGAUUGGGCUUCCAGUGUCACGUCUGCUGCUGAUAAUGAUAUGCAGAUGAACACCUUAUCAAUUGAACAAGAUAUGUUAUUUCUGAAGAAAGAUUGUAAUGAGAAAGACGCAACCAUCAAAGAAUUGACUAAUCUACUCCAUUCGGCUGAGGUUUCUGGCUCACAGAGGAUGUCUGAGCUGGAAGACAUCAUUCGUCGGAAGAACAUGAUCAUCUCAAAAUUAAAGAAAGACAUGGUCGUUCUUGAACAGAAGGUUAUUCAACUGACAAGACUGCGGAGGCCCUCUUCGUGUGCAUCAAACGCGGAAAUACAGCCGAUUCCUUAUAUGACUGACAACCUUCUUUACGACAUGGAAAGCAGUACAAGUCCUUCAUCUUCCGACUCAGAUUGCUUCCCUUCAGAAAGUUCACAACCUCCUCCCCCAACUAGAAAACAUGAGAUUCAUCGUAUACAAAUUAGCGAGCCCUGUUUAACAAGAACCCAGAAAUCAGCUACUAAGAAGAGACCUUCAACAUCAGAUUCCCGCUCAAAACCUCAGGUGGCAACCCCUCUGAAAGAACUAUCGAUGAACAAUCGAAAAUCAGAAGCCAUGUCGACAUCAUCUAGGCAAAGAGCGGAUAAGGUCCGUGCCAGUGGCGAUUCCACAAAUAGCAGAAGACGCAUUCAAACUGUGGCCAAGGACACACCUCAACGAAAGAGGAAUAUGUAGUAAGAAUGUUAAUAAUACACAGCUACGAAGCUUGAAAAUAUGAAACAUUAAGAACAUGGGUUUCCGGGUAAUCUGUUGAGGAUAAUUUCUUCUCAGCGUGUUCUUCGUUUGUUGGUCCUUUUUUGGAGAAUGUUUAGGAGAGGGUAGUAGAAAUGCUUUUGACAGAAGCUGUUGUACUUAGGUAAAUAUGGGUCGGAGAAUAUGUAGCAGCACAUUUAUCCACAAAAUUGUUAUAUAUCUUACUAUAUAAUGUUAAUGCCGUUGGUUAAUUUGAUGAAA
Messenger RNA from Cucurbita pepo subsp. pepo (vegetable marrow), 1730 nucleotides. RefSeq lists its product as uncharacterized. NCBI's taxonomy places the organism in Eukaryota, Viridiplantae, Streptophyta, Magnoliopsida, Cucurbitales, Cucurbitaceae. The record is from RefSeq and is a predicted model, not a curated record.